AAUCAUAGAGACAUGACGGCCACUUCCGGUCUAGAAGAGAACUAGGUUGGGUGGGUUCUUCUUCUUCAUGUAGAAAGUAAUGGCGUACCAGGACCAAAGAGAACUAGGUUCCUACCCCGACUUCCUAUUUAUAGAUAAUUAGGGUUGUAGCGUUGAGAUGCCAAAGCCUAGAGUGUCACCACCUUGUUCCUAUAGGCAACCCUUACUAAAGGCGGCUUUCAAUUUUUUACCCGAAGUUCAGGCAGUGCGCCACUUUCCUAUCUCUACGAUCCCAAACGUAUUUUGUUCUGCGCCUAGCUUUAACCCCUUAAGUGCUAACAGCUUGCAAGAAAGCUGCCCAAGCCAGCUUUGUGUGACGGUCUCCCUUGAUGAAGAUUCUGUAGUUCUAGAAGCGCAAUAACCCGUUAGCAAGGCGAAGGGGGAAGAUGAACAGAAUGAAAGUUGAUGAGGAAGAAUAUUGGCACAGUUCCAAAUGUAAAGCUUUUACUUUUGAUGAUGAAGACGACGAGCUCUCUCAGCUGAAGGAGUCCAAGCGAACAGUGAACAGCCUCCGGGAUAUUGUGGAUGAUGAUGAUGAGCUUGAGAAGUUCAGCUGGAGCGGGGAGCCCGUGGGUAGCAUUUCCUGGUCUAUCAAGGAGACUGCCUCCAGCAGCAGCAGCAGCAGCACCCCUGAGGGAAAAGACUCAAGUCUGCAAAAGGGCUCUUCUUCCUAUGCAGGGUUUCCCAAGCAGGCCUCUUCUUACUCACUGAGCAGUUUUUUCAAAGGAAGAAACAAACAUGGGAGUUUUCAAUCACUUUCAGAUGCUCUUACAGACACUGGAUUUAAAAAUUAUGCCCCAGAACUGCGCAGACCAAAGGCAGACUACAAGGAUUACAGCAGUGACUGGAGCCCCAAAGAUACAAUUAGACGGCUGCAGAGAGGCAAGGUCUGUUCACUGGAGAGGUUUCGGUCCUUGCAGGACAAGUUGAUGCUGCUGGAUGAAGCUGUUGCAGUACAUGAUGGGAAUGUCAUUACAGCUAUUCUAAUAUUUCUGAAGAGAACCUUAAAGAAAGAUAUCCUGUUCAGAGAGCUAGAACUACGGCAGGUUGCCUUGCGCCAUUUAAUCCAUUUUCUCAAAGAGACCGGAGACCAGAAAUUCCUCCUGGACCUCUUAAGGUUCCUGGACAGGACAGAAGAAGUUGCACUGACAAAGUACCGUGAGCACCUGACUAUCCAGGAUGCAGAAAACCGAAAAGAUUUUCUGAAAGGUUGCAUUGGGUUGCCAUUUUCAUUAGAAGAUGCCGCUCAUGUUCAAGAUCAUUAUUCACUCCUGGAGAGGCAGAUCAUCAUUGAGGCAAAUGACAGGCAUUUAGAAUCAUCUGGGCAGACAGAAAUAUUUCGGAAAUAUCCGCGAAAGGCCUCCAUCCUAAACAUGCCGCUGGUCACCACACUGUUCUACUCCUGCUUCUACCAUUACAUGGAGGCUGAGGGAACAUUCAGCAGUCCAGCAAACCUGAAGAAAACCUUUAAGAUUCCAGAUAAACAGUAUGUGCUGACAGCCCUGGCUGCCCGGGCCAAGCUCCGAGCUUGGCACGAUGUGGAUGCUUUGUUCACCACUAAGAACUGGUUGGGCUACACGAAAAAGAAAGCUCCCAUUGGCUUCCAUCGAGUGGUGGAGAUCUUACAGCGGAACAGUGCCCCAGUACAGGUCCUACAGGAGUAUGUGCGCUUGGUAGAAGAUGUUGAGACAAAGUUGAACCUUGCCAUGAAAUACAAGUGCCAUGAUGUUGUAGUGGAAACAUACAAAGACUUGAAGGACCGCCUCCAGCUGAUGGCAUAUAGAUGUAAAGUUGAGCGGGGUUCUCCAGCUGAAGAGAAGAUUGAUAGUAUCCUCAGCAACCCGCAAAUCCGGUGGAAGAAUUGAGAGGUGUCCUUCAUCUCAUGAAUAACCUGAUUUCAUUGGCACAAGAAAGGCAAAAGGGAAGCUUCUGCCUUGUUUCAAGUCACUGCCUUGUUUGCCUGCUGUCAGCAGGCCCUUCCUGUGGCUCCUGGGAUAGAAACAGGCAUCUAGGCAUUUUUGUUAACCAAGAGAGAUGUUUAGCCAAUGGAACCCGAAGCUGAAAUCCACAUUCCUUCAUGCCAACUUCACUAUAUGAUUGAUUGAACAUUAUUUUCAGAGAGAGAUGAAUUUGGGAGAAGAAGCUGGUGCUUCUGCUUCCUGAAGACUAUUUAUUUACUUAUUCGUCUGAAAGGAACAGGGCAGCUGCCCAUGGGGAAAUGUUCUUUAUAGGAAGAGGCAGUCGGUCCUUCCAUCUCAUCAAGGUCUAAAGCCUGGAACAGUAGCUGCUCCAAUAGGAAUGAUAACUCUGGGAUGGACAAUAUUGGUUCUUGCCUCCAGAAGCACAAGAUAACCAGGAUUCUUAUAUAAGAAUUAAACAAGAUAACCAGGAUUCUUAUUUAACCUAGGAAAGGCUGUGUGAAGACUCCUUUUCAAGUGGCAGCCCCACUCACGUUCCCCUGCAGACUCUUGUGUUUAAUCAUCUGGUCUUCUGGCCGUUGAGAACUUGAAAUAAAUUCUGAGUGGAGCCUAUUAAUAUUGCUGCUGUGCUUAUUGGACAUCUGAAGUAAUAUUUUUCCCUCAGCAAGGGAUAAUAAAUCCCUUGGUUCUUAUCCCUCAGCAGGGAUAUCCCGUGGAACUUACGCCCCAAGGUAUACUAUAAUUCUGAUCUUCUCUCUAGGGUUCAUUUUUGUUAACAGGAUUCCUCCCCUGCCCUCUUCCUCCAUUUUCCAUUCCUGUAAAUAAAGCUCUGCCAGUAAAUAAAGUGUGGCUGCUGCUGUGUCA
Messenger RNA from Hemicordylus capensis (graceful crag lizard), 2822 nucleotides. RefSeq names its product VPS33B interacting protein, apical-basolateral polarity regulator, spe-39 homolog (gene VIPAS39). Lineage: Eukaryota; Metazoa; Chordata; Lepidosauria; Squamata; Cordylidae. Bases 426 to 1904 code for a protein of 492 amino acids. Gene Ontology annotation, biological process: intracellular protein transport; vacuolar transport. The transcript is spliced from 20 exons. The record is from RefSeq and is a predicted model, not a curated record. Gene Ontology annotation, cellular component: cytoplasm.